GAAAAUGAGCGCAAUUCCCCAAAUACAGCAAAUCUUGAUUGAUGGAGUUGAAGGAUCAACACUUGUGAAUGUUGAUUAUAAAAUUGAGACCUGUAAGAUCACUUACAAAGCUUUAUUGACGACAAGAGAAAGUGGAGAAAAUGAAACCAGAGAUGAAUCAAAUGAAGAAUUGAAAUGAGACACUAGCACAGAUAUUAGCUUAAAAGAUGAUCUAGUCAAGACAAAGACUUCAAAGGUCCCAAGUUCAACUGAAACAGAAAUCAACAUCAGCCUAAACUACAUUAGUGAGGACAAUCUAGCUUUCACUUUUAUUCAAGGAAGAAGUCUUUCAGAAAUGGAAAUAAAUGAUGAAGAGCACACAAACAUAUGCAGAUACUUAUCUGACCUUACGAACACUUCAGAUGGCAUGAGUUAUACCAUAGUACCUGAUGGUCAGAAACUAAGCUCUCAUAAUUUCAGUGAAACCAGUGCUAAAGAUUUUCACUAUAAAGGAAGUUCUUCGAAAGACUUCCAAAAGAGGCAUAGUACAUAUAAGCUUAAUUGCCAAUAUUUCACGACAAUGAAAAUAAAUGAAACUGGCGAGGAGCUAAGGAGUCUCAGGAGCUUUAAAAUUAUCCCUGAAUGCAUUGAAUAUCUUCUCAAAGACAAAUUUUCCCUCUUGGAUAGAGCUGUAAGAGGAAUAGAAGUCCAGUUAGACCAAGAAGAUGUAGGAGACUUUUUCUCUUCCUCCACCUUAGCUAUGCUAGCAAUUUAGAUAAUUCAUUAGACUCAAUAUUAAGUUAC
Moneuplotes crassus is the source of this 783-nucleotide messenger RNA. NCBI's taxonomy places the organism in Eukaryota, Ciliophora, Spirotrichea, Euplotida, Euplotidae. The record is from the annotation of a GenBank genome assembly.